AUGAGCCAAGGUUAUCAUAAGCUGACAUACAUUUGAAAUGCAAUGAGUCAAGUUUUACAAUCUAGUUUUGGCCGUGAUCGCGCGAGCCCUAUGCCUGUCCAACGCCGCGGAUUGCCGCCGCCGGGGCUGCUGGUGUGGAUUGACGCCCUGGCGAUAGAUUCUACACUGCUGCUGUUGCUGUUGGACGCGAGCUGAGAUCGCAAUGCGGAUGAAUUGGUCACCAGCAGCCCUAGACGAAGAACCCUAAAAAUGCAGUGGUGAGCCAUGGCGCUAUCUGGAUUGGCUUCGCCGCUGCCGAGAUUCCACCGGAGCAGGAGCCCAUACAUCGAGCUCCAGAGCUCUCGUCAGUUCUUCCAUCACUUCCUGGACGUGAGGUCUACGAGGGCGAGACUUCCUCGAUUGGGACACCAACAGCACAGGCUCCAGGUUCUCGCUGCUGUGGAUCCUGAGCUCCAUACUGUUCUUGAGUUAGCUAGCGAUGUGGAGCUUUCUGAGCUCUCGAGCAUUCUCUAUGGCAAGAGCUUCUUUAGUCCUGUCUUUAAGUCCGUAGCACAGGGCGAUGGCUCUAGUCCUCGGCAUUCCGAGGACGGGGAAGAAAAACGAGAUGAUUUACUGGAACGGUUGGAAUCGAGGCUUUUGUUUCUAGCCGCGGAUGCCAAAUCUACUGUGACUGGUCGGAGGCCCAGAUACAGGGACGUUCUUUUACAAGUUCGACAGAAACUCAAAAUCCCGUGCUCCCUAAAACUUCCUACGGAGGACUUAGAAGCCGAGAUAUUUCUUUUCCUCCUCCAACAAUCUUCAAGUCCAUCGGAGCCUCUGAGGAUUGAUGAUGAUCCGAGUGACGCUGAAACUUCCCAGUCUGGGUCAUGGCGCAAAAAUCUCGCGGCAGCUCUCAAACUUGGGGGCCGUGAGCUCGUGUCCGCCGUGUUUAAAGGUGGAAGCGCUCUCACAAUGUCCACGCUCCAAAGAUUGGUGGCGAAGGAGCUUUCUGGAAAAAUGCUGAUGGAAGCUGCUCGUUACCAACUUGCUAGAGAGGCUCUAAAAAAGGGUGGUCAGCUGGUUGCUACAAAACUCGAGUCUCGCGUGACAAUGCUUGCAGCAAGACAGUUACUUGCUGGGGCCGCUGCGAGAUACAUCACCAUUCGGAGCACUAUGAUGCUGCUUGGGCCCAUUUUAUGGGGAACGUUUAUAGCUGAUGUUGUAGUGACCGCUCUGGGACCGGAUUACCUUCGUGUGGUCCGGGCAAUCUAUGCACUAGCGCAGAUACGUCUGACGAGAACUUAUGGAUGGAAGCGAGGAUCUCUUCUAUGUCAAGGUACUCUAAAAGUUUUCUAAAAGUACUUAAGCUGCUAUCGAUUUCCCAGGUGAUUAAAGAUGGAGGAACCUCUCUGAGUUGCCGGUGUACAGAGAUAGUUGGAAGCUUGUAUAACUUGAAUGCGUUUUUUUAUUCCUUGUUCUUGUUACUAAAGUAGAGACGUUGUGAAGUUCUCGUGGUGAUUUUUUCUAUAUGGUACUCUUGGAGUGAGUCUAAUAAGCUAAAUUCUAUUAAUGUA
Selaginella moellendorffii is the source of this 1553-nucleotide messenger RNA. RefSeq lists its product as uncharacterized. Bases 265 to 1335 code for a protein of 356 amino acids. The record is from RefSeq and is a predicted model, not a curated record. The transcript is spliced from 12 exons. Lineage: Eukaryota; Viridiplantae; Streptophyta; Lycopodiopsida; Selaginellales; Selaginellaceae.